UAGCUAGUAACCAUUAGUAUCCCACCCAUAACACUAUAUUAAGGACAUGAUAUUUAAUUGAUUUGAUUUACAGAGUUGGUGAUUUUCAGCUUUUGUAUCUCCUGUGCUGUGGAUGGAAUCAUGAUAAAGAUUUGGCGCUGACUUUGCUGGGUCUGUCAUGGGUGGAUACGGGCCUUGUAUCAAGACUUGUGGCGGAUUGUUUGCUCAAGCCCAUUAUUUGGGCUAGCUGGGAGUGAACCUUUAGUUUCAGCUUUUUUUUUUCUUUUGACCCAAAAGAAAAGUAUUUUAUACCUUGAAAUAGUACUAACUAGUUCCUUCAGGGUUCAGAGUAAAAAACGUCAAAAUUCAAACAAUCCGAGCGUGUUCCACGUCAGAUACUGCAACUUCGGCUCAAGUUCCGGGCAUGAACCCGCCUGGACCCAAAUCAGAUGAUCCCCUCCUUCAAAACGGCUCCUCUAUCGACCCUAACAAGCUCUCCACCGCCGAUGAAACCCUAAUCAGAACGAACGACAAAGGCAAUCAACAACCGGUGACUCCUGUUCGAGAGAAGAGAAGAUUAUCGGAAACGGCCGUUGAUACGAGUUGGUUGCCACCGGGAUGGAUUGUUGAAGAUCGGGUUCGGAGCUCUGGUGCGACAGCUGGCACCAGAGAUAAGUACUACUUUGAGCCUGUCUCAGGUCGCCGGUUCAGGUCUAAGAAAGAUGUGCAAUAUUAUUUGGAAACUGGAACUUUGAAGAAGAGGGGCAAAGUGACAGAGAACGUUGAUGCUGAUACUAAUUCUGCAGAGAAUUCCAAGAGUAGUAAAAACAAGUCUCGUGCAAACACAAAUUUUGCAUGGAACUUUGAUUCUUUUAAUGUUCCUGAUCGGACCGAAUGGUUUCUUACAGAAGCAAACGAAGAUACCUGGACUCCCUUCAUUGAUGGUAAAAAAGUUCCUCUAUAUGAUAAG
Molecule: messenger RNA, 949 nt
Organism: Populus euphratica (Euphrates poplar)
Lineage: Eukaryota; Viridiplantae; Streptophyta; Magnoliopsida; Malpighiales; Salicaceae
Product: methyl-CpG-binding domain-containing protein 5-like
Exons: 3
Molecular function (GO): DNA binding
Source: RefSeq, a predicted model, not a curated record